Messenger RNA from Penicillium angulare, 885 nucleotides. Its product is annotated as ferric reductase-like transmembrane domain-containing protein. The transcript is spliced from 2 exons. The record is from RefSeq and is a predicted model, not a curated record. Lineage: Eukaryota; Fungi; Ascomycota; Eurotiomycetes; Eurotiales; Aspergillaceae. The coding region runs from base 1 to 885 and encodes 294 amino acids.
AUGGUGUUAUCUUGGCCGUGGCAGUUUGUUUCGCUCUCCGAAGAGGAAACGAUCCGCCGGCGAGAGCUGCUUGAUCUACGAGGCGCCUUUGCACAAUGGUCUGUCAUGUUGGUCAUUAUGCUCCUCCGAGUCACAUAUCAAGGCUGGAAAUCCAUAUCUCAAGCAAAUCACGGAGCAGAUCAACCUCGCCCGCCUAUAUCUUGGUGGAAUCGGCCUCCCGUGACAGGGUGGCUUGAAACCCGGAAACAAUAUGCUGUGUGCGGCCUGUGGCUCUCAUGGCUAGUAGACCUUUCUGUGUGGAACAGUGGAAAUGAUUAUCUCCAUCUCACCAAGGCUCUGGGCCAUGUUGCUCUCUCCCAGAUACCCUUCCAGGUUUUGAUAUCGCCAGUAGCAUACAUAUCGACCUCUAAACCUUCAGCACCAUCUAUCUUCUCAUUCUUAACCACCGUCCCUCAGGGGACUCUCACACCGUAUCACCGCCUAUUCGGCCGCGUGGUCAUUUCACCUCUGCUUUUCGGCCAUGCCAUUCUCUAUCUUUCUUUCUUUGUGCAAUCUAGUCACCCGGAGUUUGGUUCUCUCUUGGCAAAACGGAUCCAGGAUCUCGAUGUUCAGUGUGGUCUUUCGGCGUUGACUGCGGCGAUUGCUCUGCUGUUCUUUGUUCGUCCUCGUGGGUCGGCUAAGAAGGGAGUUGCUCGUGCCUGGGAUGGAGGGUCUAUGCAGGAUCGUCGAAGAACUUUCUAUUUCGGUCAUAUCUCGCUGGUUGUGGUACUUUGUGUUGCUGCUUAUUUCCAUGUUGCACAGGCACAGAAGUAUAUGGUCCAGUCAUUAGGGGCGUUUAUGCUGAAUGGGUUUGGAUCUUGGGUGAUGGUGAAGUAUGGGAAUUAA